Molecule: messenger RNA, 411 nt
Organism: Benincasa hispida (wax gourd)
Lineage: Eukaryota; Viridiplantae; Streptophyta; Magnoliopsida; Cucurbitales; Cucurbitaceae
Source: RefSeq, a predicted model, not a curated record
AUGGAAGAUUAUGAAGUUAGUGGUGAUCUUUCUGAUGAGGCAUUUGUCCAUUAUGCUUUAUUAUCAGAAUGUGAUCCAUUAACUUUUGAAGAAGCUGUCAAAGAUAUAAAAUGGAAGCAGGCCAUGGAUGAAAAGAUUAAGUCAAUUGAGAAAAAAAAUACUUGGGAUCUAUCAGAACUUCCUAGAGGGCAAAAAUCCAUUGGUGUUAAAUGGGUUUACAAGACAAAGGUGAACAAAAAUGGCCAAGUAGACAAAUACAAGGCUCGUCUUGUUGCAAAGAGGUAUAAGCAACAAAUUGGCAUUGACUACAAUGAAGUUUUCGCUCUGGUUGCAAGACAUGAUACGAUUCGACUGGUGUUAGCAUUGGCAACACAAAGCAAUUGGAAAAUUCUUCAAAUGGACGUGAAAUAA